Molecule: messenger RNA, 1796 nt
Organism: Cygnus atratus (black swan)
Lineage: Eukaryota; Metazoa; Chordata; Aves; Anseriformes; Anatidae
Product: exportin-7-like
Exons: 3
Coding region: 36-356 (106 amino acids)
Biological process (GO): protein export from nucleus
Cellular component (GO): cytoplasm; nuclear pore
Molecular function (GO): nuclear export signal receptor activity
Source: RefSeq, a predicted model, not a curated record
AGGGCUGCAUCUAAGCCUCCUUUUCCCUCUUCCAGAUGCUGUCAACAGUGCUGAAUAUCAUCAUCUUUGAGGACUGCAGGAACCAGUGGUCAAUGUCUCGGCCUCUGCUCGGCUUGAUACUACUCAACGAGAAGUAUUUCUCUGACUUGAGGAACAGCAUAGUGAACAGCCAGCCUCCGGAGAAACAGCAGGCGAUGCACCUCUGCUUCGAGAACCUCAUGGAAGGCAUCGAACGCAACCUCCUAACCAAGAACAGGGACAGGUUUACGCAAAACCUGUCGGCGUUCCGGCGAGAGGUGAACGACUCCAUGAAGAAUUCCACCUACGGAGUCAACAGCAACGACAUGAUGAGCUGACGUCUCCCAGCUCCACCUGUACAGAGCAGCAUCUCUUUGGCCUGGCCCAGAGGGGUUACCGUUUCCGAUGGAAAGAAAAGAGGGCGUUUCUAAUCCCUGCUCUUCCCCAGGGCUGGACUGCGGCGCUCGCUUUGGCCGUACUCCACGUCCCGAGGGAGGAGGGAACAGGAGGGGUGGUUGAGCUCACCGGGGCAGGGUGCUUCUGUUUCCGUGGGAGGGGGUGGAAGGGCAAAAGCCAGGUGCAAGAAUCCAGCGUCUCCCUACCCGAACGUCUGCGUGGAACGCCAGCGCUCUGCUGCAGCCUGCCUUGUAUAAACAUGUACAUUUUUUCAUAACAUUUUGAACAAGGUUUAUAUUGACUCAGUUUAAAAAAAAAAAAAAAAAAAAAGUGUGAUUGAAAUUUUUACAGAGUCCUGGUGCACCGGUGCUGGCGUGAGGGUUGUGUAUGCAAGUGAGGAAAGCGUGUCCUGCAGGCCUGAAGCUUUACUGGGCGAGGGGUGGGUGUGUGAAAGUGCAGAGAUAUAUUUAGUGACAAGCGUAGAGAGAAGCAAAAAAAAAAUAAAUAAAAAACCAACAAAAAAAAAAAAGACAACAGAAAAGCAUUGUAAAAUUCCAAAUGUAUAUUUUUUCUUAUUAAGCCCCUCGAAAUCACGACUUCCUGUUACCGUCUUGCCCUUGUUAUUAGGAACUCUAAGCCAUGCCGCGUGAUCUUCUUCAUUCGUGCUUGCUCGUGGGUGUCUCUCCCGUCCCCCCGGUGUAGCAGUACCCGCUGUCCCCUCGUCCCCCCGCUGCCACCCGGGUCCUCGCCUCCCCUCCGGGCGAGCCCCGGGGCUGGCACCGCGCUGGGCGCCCGCUCCCCGGCCUCUGCUCCUUUUUUUUUCUUUCCCCCAUCUCAGUCAAGCAGGAGGCACAGGAGGAAUUGCCGGGCUGAGGGCGAGCUUCGUCGUGCUCCCGGCCACCGAGCAGCGAGCGUGAGCAGCGCGUGGGUGCUCGGCCGGGGCACGGGGCUGCUGCCCGGGGUUCUUAAUAACAAGGUUUGCCUAGCAUGAAGUAUUUAACACCCCCCCCUCCCCUUUAAAAUGAUUCCAUUUUUUUCUAAGUCACCAUAAUAAAUGUUUUGGAUAUAAAAUUUACUUACAGAGGAAAGCUGAUGGGGGAGGGAACCUGUUUGCCUUGUACUUUUUCCACUAUUGUUGCUGCUAGUCGUGUGCAUUCUCUUGCUCAGCUCUACCCACAGACGCUCAGUCCUUAGGGUUUCAGUUUCUCUUCCCAGACACCACCUAACUCUUAAUUUCCCCCCCCCCCUUUUUUUUUUUUGUUCUUUCCUCUGGCGAUUGUGUGUUGGGUCCUUUUUUCGCGUGAGCAGAUUGCUGGUUGACUUGUAAGGGUGUUUGCUGCAUACAGUGUAAGCAUUGUGACUGCAAAUAAACUUCAAUGGUU